CUCGAUCCCUAAUGAUUUUUUUAAUCCGGGGAAGGUUGAUCCGUCGCUGUCAGGUAGGCGGGGAGACUCUUAUGGCUUUUUCCGGUGACGAGUGCUGAUCGAGGCUGUAUUUCCUACACAUUCUAUCCUUGGCUAGUCGAUUGAAGCUUACGGCGAUUUCAGAAAGCUAACAGCUGCCUGCCUUUCUCUUCGACUGCGGCAGCCAUCGACCACUCCGCCGAAAUGCCUUGCCUCAAGCUCCCGUUCGGCGGAGGAAAUCUCGUGGUUAUUUAGUAGCUUAAGCAAAAGAGCGGUUUACUGCUACAAUUGUCGGGGUUUGUUUUUCUUUAUACCUUCUAUUUUCUGAGACACUUGAUUGAAGUCUAGGGAUUGAUCUCUCACCAAACAAAGUGUUGGGAUUAAGUCGAUGGAAUUACAUUGGAGAGUUGCCUUGGCUUGUCUUUGUGGGAUUCUCUUGUUCAAGCUCACCGCUUGUGACAGUCCUUUGACACAAUCGGACAGUCUAAAGUGGAUGUGCAUUUGUAAUGCUAGUCCUCUUGAAAAUGCUCCUUCACUUAAUUCCUCAUGCGGUUGCAUUUAUGGAGUUACAGAUAGAAUGACAUGGAAUUGCUCUUGUGCAACACUAGGCCCUCAAAUCUCUGGGAACAUUCUUCACAACACUAGUUUCUCUUCCUGCAAUUGCACCUUAGAGCAUGCAGGAACACCUGCAGUCUCAAAGAAACACCUCCCUAAGAAAGUUCUUGUGGUCAUCGUGCUUUUCUGUGUUGUACUUGCAACUGUUACGCUGCUCGCUUUGUCUUCAUACUGUUUCUAUUGCAAGGAUAGACUUCCCAUUCAACAAUCACAAAUUUCAUCAUCAAAGGAUACGAGUUAUAACAGUACAACAAACUUGAUAAGUCAUCAAACUUCUCAAACCAAAACCUGCUUAUUCCUCAAACCUGUAUCAGAAAUCAUACAAAAGCUACCUUUCAUGUUUGUAAGUGGAAAGGGAACAUUAUCCAGCGCAGUUAUCCAAUUUUCCUAUGUUGAACUGGAGCAAGCAAGUAACGGAUUCUCAAAGGAUAAUCUCAUAGGGAUUGGGGGGAGCAGCAAUGUCUAUCGUGGCGAUUUAAAAGAUGGAAGAACGGUUGCUAUUAAAAAAUUAAGACCAGUAGGAGGGUCAGAAAUUGAUCCUGAGUUUUUGCAUGAGAUUGAACUGAUAUCGAGGUACAACCAUUGUCAUGUUGUACUUUUGCUUGGAUACUGCAUAGAGAACCAAGGAAGGCAAUUAGAGAGGCUCUUGGUAUUUGAGUAUAUGUCCAAAGGGAACUUGAGAGAUUGUUUAGAUUCAAAGCAAUGGAAAGAAACAAUGGACUGGGAAACACGUGUGCAAAUUGCACUAGGUGCUGCAAAGGGUCUGGAAUAUCUUCAUGAAGCAGCUGCUCCCAGGAUUCUGCAUAGAGACAUUAAAUCCACCAACAUUCUUUUGGAUGAGAAUUAUAAGGCUAAGAUAACUGAUCUCGGCAUGGCUAAACAACUAGUCACGGACGAUCUUAGUAGUUGUGCCAAUUCUCCAGCACGAAUGUUGGGGACAUUUGGGUAUUUUGCACCGGAAUAUGCAAUCGUUGGAAAAGCAUCACAGAUGUCAGAUGUAUUUAGCUUUGGAGUGGUUAUUCUUGAGCUGAUCACUGGUUGCAGACCCAUUUUUAAAUCAACAAAUAAAGGAGAAGAUAGCCUUGUGAUAUGGGCAGCAAGUCGUCUCCGUGACAGCAAACUAAUUGUUUCUGAAUUACUGGACCCGGCCCUACGAGGAAAGUUCCCUGAAGAAGAGAUACAAAUAAUGGCUCAUUUAGCAAGAGAAUGCCUGCAAUGGGAUCCAGAUUCAAGACCAACAAUGAGUGAAGUUGUUCAGAUCCUUUUAACUAUUGCUCCUGGAAAGUCUAGAAAGAGAAAUAUGCCAACAAGUCUUCAGUGGAGUUCAUACGCCCCCAGCUCCUGGGAAUCCAAUCCAAUUCAAAUUCCAGAAGUUAGAAUUGAACGACACGAAUCCAGUGGAGUCAGCUCUGCUAGAUGGUGGCAUCCUCCCUGUUCCAUGUCGAAACCAGUCGAACUAAACUUGUGCGAUGAGCACGGAAUCCUUCAUACAGAUGAACCGAUGUCGUCAAGAUCAAACUCGCGGAGUUGGUGGUCCUUGGACGAUGAGAAUGUGGACCUGACCAAGCCUCGUCUUGAAUCCUUCGUACAGGCAAGCAUGGCAUCCUCCCUGUUCCAUAUCAAUACCAAUUGAAUAGUAAUUGUGUGGCAAACACCAAAUGAAGUUUUAGAUAUGAUACCGAUGGGAUCAAACUCGCAGAGGUUGUAUAAUAGCUUACUAUUUUAAGGGCCUAAUUGUAAAUUUUAAAAAUUUUAUGUUCUAAAUUGUAAAAUACCAAUUAAAAUC
This is a messenger RNA of Zingiber officinale, 2419 nucleotides long. RefSeq names its product receptor-like serine/threonine-protein kinase NCRK. The coding region runs from base 407 to 2266 and encodes 619 amino acids. The record is from RefSeq and is a predicted model, not a curated record. NCBI's taxonomy places the organism in Eukaryota, Viridiplantae, Streptophyta, Magnoliopsida, Zingiberales, Zingiberaceae. Gene Ontology annotation, biological process: protein phosphorylation. The transcript is spliced from 11 exons. Gene Ontology annotation, molecular function: protein kinase activity; ATP binding.